Molecule: messenger RNA, 3057 nt
Organism: Paecilomyces variotii
Lineage: Eukaryota; Fungi; Ascomycota; Eurotiomycetes; Eurotiales; Thermoascaceae
Exons: 4
Coding region: 252-2852 (866 amino acids)
Biological process (GO): intracellular signal transduction; cell motility; phosphatidic acid biosynthetic process
Molecular function (GO): D-type glycerophospholipase activity
Source: RefSeq, a predicted model, not a curated record
GCUUAAAAAGUCCAACUUACUCAGUGCCACACCGCGUCUUCUGGGCUCUCUGGGUAUUUCAUCGGCAAGAGAACUCCUUCCUGUGACUGUCAAUUGCUCACAGAGACUAUCUGCUUGAGACCUCAGUUUAGCCUUGCUACGCUUUUCAGUUUCUUUCAGCCUACGAUCUCAUUGAGGACAAUCCCGCUUAGCUCCACGAGACCUCCAAGCAGCAUCCAGGAACGGGACUCGUGCAGAGAUAGCUCGUCAUCAUGUCGGAGUCAUACGAGCCGGACUACGAGGCAGAGCCGCAGAAAGAAGACUUUGUGUCAAGACUUAUCGACAAAAUAGGAGAAGCAGUAACAGGUUCCGAUGACAAACAUGAGGAAGAGGCUUCUCCGGAAAACGAAGUUACACCUUCGAACAACGCACACAGGUAUGGCAGUUUUGCUCCUCAGAGGGGAAACAACGAAGUGAAAUGGCAUGUCGAUGGAUGCAACUACUUCCAUGCCGUGUCUCUGGCACUGGAAAGGGCCGAGGAGACUAUUUGGAUCCUGGACUGGUGGCUUUCCCCAGAGCUGUAUCUCAGACGGCCUCCCGCGCAAAAUGAGCAAUAUCGUGUCGAUCGAAUGCUCCAAGCUGCUGCCGAGAGGGGCGUGCAUGUCAAUAUUAUUGUCUAUAAGGAGGUUACCCAAGCAUUAACCCUGUCAUCUGAGCACACCAAACAACAUCUGGAAAGCUUGCACCCCAACAUCCGUGUGUUCCGCCACCCGGACCAUGCUCCCAAUAGCGAAGAAGUUAAAGAUACCAUACUAUCCAAGUUGAAAGGGUUGACUUUGGAUACUGCCAAACUAUCCAGUAUGUCCGGUGAGGACCUGAAGGAAAUUUAUGGUUCCAAGGAAGAGACAGUUCUUUACUGGGCACAUCAUGAGAAGCUGUGUCUCAUUGACGGCAAGAUCGCUUUUAUGGGCGGUCUUGAUAUGUGUUUCGGGCGUUGGGACACGAACCAACACGCGAUCACGGACUUCCAUCCCGCAAACCUCGACGAGAUCGUGUAUCCAGGCCAAGACUACAAUAACGCACGGGUCCUUGAUUUCCAGGACGUUGCUCACUGGGAGCAGAACCAGCUCGAUCGCAAAGCUACCCCACGCAUGGGAUGGUCUGAUAUAUCAGUCAGUUUACGUGGCCCUGUGGUAGAGGAUCUUCGGAGGCACUUCGUCGAGCGUUGGAACUUCAUUUGGGAGACAAAAUACAACGCCGAUCACGAUGACAAUCGGUAUUCCAAAUUGACCCUCCACAGAGGACCAGCAGGAGCUAGUCUCGAAGACAGAAGCAACGAGCAAGGCUGGGGCCUAUCAGGGUUUGGGCAUGCUCUGCAUGAUCGAUUCCAUCAUUAUAUUGGCGGAGAGGGGCAUCACGCCGGCGGUCAAUUUAAAUGCCAAAUUGUUCGAAGUUGCUCUCAGUGGAGCCAUGGAGUUCCCACCGAGCAUUCAAUUGCAGAUGCAUAUGCGGCUAUCAUCCGAGACAGUAAGCAUUUCAUCUACAUCGAAAACCAGUUCUUCAUUACUGCAACAGGUGAUGAACAGAAGCCCGUGGAAAACAAAAUUGGUGCUGCCAUAGUGGAGCGUAUCUUGCGAGCUGCCCGUGCUGGUGAGAAGUACAAAAUUAUAGUCGUGAUUCCUUCCGUGCCCGCUUUUCCUGGCGAUCUGCUGGAUGAUUCAAGUCUCGGUACUCGAGCGAUUAUGGAAUUCCAGUACAAUUCUAUCAACCGCGGCGGUAACAGCAUCAUGGAACUCAUUUCUAAGGAAGGAUAUGAUCCAGAGGAGUAUAUCAGAUUCUUCAACCUUCGAAACUACGACAGAAUCAACGGUGGCGGGGUGGCAUCCCAAAUCGAACGGGAGAGUGGUGUAGACUACGAGGAUGCCCGUAAACAACAUGAUAUCGCCACCGGAGGAUAUGGUGGAUACGGCCCAGGAGCUUUCAGCGCCGAUGCUGAGACCAGAGGCUCAUACGAGCAGUAUCAAGAGACCGCCCAGCAGUCGCGUGCGGGCAGCCGCUGGGACUCCGUCAGUGAGUGUUAUAUGCUCGGUGGAGAGGACAUCCGGAAUGUCCCAUGGGAAAACUCGGAUGAUAUGGAUGAGAUAGACGCCUUCGUUAGCGAAGAACUCUAUGUUCAUUCUAAGGUCCUCAUUGCAGACGACCGCAUCGUCAUUUGUGGUUCAGCAAACCUGAACGACCGUUCCCAGCUUGGUACUCAUGACUCGGAGAUCGCCAUCAUCAUUGAAGACCCGAGGCCUGUCGAGACCACGAUGGACGGCAGACCCUGGACAGCAAGCCGAUUUGCGACUUCCCUCCGUCGACAACUGUUCCGGAAACACCUUGGUCUGCUGAGAGCGCAGGACUGCACACAGCUGAACGCUAAUGCUGAGCCUGUCGGCGUGCCUAAUGUGGACGAUCUAGAUAGUGAAGAGAGCCAACUAGUUGCCGAUCCCCUGUCCGAUGAAUUCCAGGAUCUCUGGAUCUCGCGUGCUCAUACGAACACAGAGGUUUACCGGGAGGUCUUCCACCCAGUACCGGAUGAUACUGUCCGCAGCUGGGACGCCUACAAGGAAUUCUUCGAGAAUUAUUUCCACAAAGCCGUUGAAAAUGCCGAUGGUAAAGACGAGCUUCUCGAGAAACCAGCGAAGUAUCAAUGGGGCCACGUGGUCCGUGAAAACUUCCCCGAGGGCCCUGAAGGUGCUAGACAGGUGAAGGAAUUGCUUAGCAAGGUGAAAGGAACCCUGGUGGAGAUGCCCCUUGUCUUCUUAGCCGAUGAAGAUGUUGCAAAGACUGGACUCAGCUUGAAUGCCGUCACGGAGCCGAUCUACACCUGAUCUAUGACUCGAUGUCUGUGAUAUGAGUACUGGGUUCUUUCAGUUGGCUAUGUGCAUGUACAGAUAUCUAGACAUCGUCCCACAUACGUUUACCUAUGAUCUAAUUGGGAAUUGGAGAAGAAAUCUUCGAAUAUUCUUAGGAGCCGUGUAGACGCAGCGACUUCACUCUACGUUUAAGACGUCUCUAUGAUAACGCACAAUCUAC